Molecule: messenger RNA, 636 nt
Organism: Leptosia nina
Lineage: Eukaryota; Metazoa; Arthropoda; Insecta; Lepidoptera; Pieridae
Source: the annotation of a GenBank genome assembly
AUGUCAUUAGGACAGCGAAAUAUACUUCUAGUCAAUGCUGUUUUAUUGUUGCACAUGGAAGCAGUUUUACCAGGAGCGAACGAUCUACAUUUCCACGAUGGGUCAUCAUCUGCUGAUGUUAUAGCAGGAGACGUAUUUUUUGAAAUCAUUGAUCCACCCGAGUUGAAAUAUUCCUAUAGAAUAAGACCUGCCAAAGAUUUUGGAGCCACAUUUAAUGAAAGCUUUCAUUUAGAGAGAGCUAAACUUGUACCAACUGUACCCAUUAAUAGCUGUUCAGAUCUUUUUAACCAGGACGAUAUUGCUGGCAACAUUGCCUUAGCAGAGCGUGGGGAUUGCUCAUUUGUCUAUAAAGCAACUAAAGCCCAACAGGCAGGAGCACGAGCUAUCAUUAUUACAGAGUCAGUUAAUCUGUGGGAUGAUCCUUUAGACCAUUUAAUUGAAAUGGUUGAUGAUAAAAUGGACCUAGAUGUAAAUAUACCAGCAGCAUUCUUGCUAGGCCGAAAUGGAGCGACAAUUUUUAGAACUCUUAAAAAGUUGCAUUUGAACUAUGCAAUAGUAAAUUUACCCGUUAAUAUGACGUAUGUCUCUAUAAGUAAAAUGAAUCAGCCACCAUGGAUAACUUGGAAACAUGAUUAG